Messenger RNA from Nicotiana tabacum (common tobacco), 1158 nucleotides. NCBI's taxonomy places the organism in Eukaryota, Viridiplantae, Streptophyta, Magnoliopsida, Solanales, Solanaceae. The record is from RefSeq and is a predicted model, not a curated record.
UCCUUUUCUCCGAGGAAACAAAAAGUCUCAUUUCUGAAAAAGGCCAAAGACACCCCCUGAAUACUUUUUCUUCUUUUGCCUGGGGCUGUUCCUCCCAAGAAAACACCAGCCAUCAUACUAAAAUUUGCUGGGGUUUUCUUCUAAAUCACCAUUUUUACAGAUUUGCUUUUUCUUCCUCUGCAUGUGAAAAAACAAACAAACCAAACAGAAGAAAGCAAAACAAAAAUGGCUUGGGAACCUAUUCUUUGGCUGAUAUUUUUAGUCAUUAAUAUAUCCCUCAUCUCAUUAAUCAUCUAUCAGAUUGUGUGUUUAACAGAUUUGGAAGCUGAUUAUAUGAACCCUUACGAGUCUUCGUCUCGUAUCAACUCUGUGGUCCUUAAAGAGUAUAUAUUACAUGGUGCAUUUUGCAUCCUAUUCCUUAUCACAGGGCACUGGUUUAUCUUCCUGCUAAUGCUUCUUCCUGCUUACUAUAAUGCCAGAAAAUUCUUAAACCGGCAGCAUCUUAUUGACGUGACUGAAGUUUUUAGGUUCAUUGAGUCUGAGAAGAAGAUUCGGAUAUUCAAGCUGGGUUUCUACUUGGUCCUCUUUGUUCUAGUGCUUGUCAGAAUAUCCAAUGGAGGGACGCAUCCUACUUUGCUAUCAGUUUUCCAGUCCAAUGAUGGAGAUUUUGAUAUUCGCUCCUCAGUUCUUGAAUUCUAGACAGUUUUUAGUCUGGUCCUAUCUUUUAUCAACGCUCUAGUCGAUGAAGAUGAUGCUAUCGAUUUUGGUUCCUUACCACUGCCCAGUUUCUUUUGAAGAUAUUUUCCAGUUUUUGGUCAAGGAGAUAGAUAGCUGAGGUCUAUCAACCAAUAUAGUCCUGGGAAACGUCUGCUUGAAUUCCGAGCUAACCUACUUACUCUAAUUUGUAUCUGCUGGUUAUUUUUGAAGAAAAAAUUGUUCAAACUAUAUCAGGGCUGACUUUUGACAGCCAUUUCGACAUUAGAUUGUUCGCUUACUCUUUUUGCCUCAGUCUGGACUCUUCUUCAGUUCGACUUUUGGUUGGGUAACUCUGGCAGUUGAAUAUCCAUAUGAGCUAUAUGUGACUUAAUUUAGAGGUUACAUUAUCUUGUAAAUGUCCUGUAGACUUUUUUCUAAUAGAAAGCCUCAUUUUGUCUCCCA